This is a messenger RNA of Penaeus indicus, 4946 nucleotides long. RefSeq names its product mucin-2-like. NCBI's taxonomy places the organism in Eukaryota, Metazoa, Arthropoda, Malacostraca, Decapoda, Penaeidae. The record is from RefSeq and is a predicted model, not a curated record. The transcript is spliced from 24 exons. Bases 1 to 4638 code for a protein of 1545 amino acids.
AUGUUGUCAAUUACAGUCACAACGACCUUUGUAACACCUACGACAGCGGAAACCACUACACUAAUGACAACGGAAAGUAGUACUGGAACACCUGAAAUAACCACAUCAGAAAUGACAACGACAGUGGAAUCCACCACAUCCUUCACAACACCAAUGUCGACAUUUGCAUCAGCCGAUUCGACAGACUCGUCUGCAACGGUCUCUAGAACAGAAGAACCUACCCCAACUUCAUCGGAAACAACAGAAACACAAAAAUCCACAACUUCAGAAACGACCUUUACAACACGGGAAUCCACAACAUCAACAGAAACAACCUUUAAAUCACUACCAUCUACAACUACAGAAACAACCACUAAAACACCGGAGUCCACAACUUCAACGGAAACGACCUUUGAAACACCGGAGUCCACAACGACAAUAGAAACAACAUUUGAAACACCGGAAUCCACAACUUCAACAGAAACAACCUUUGAAACACCGGAGUCCACAACUUCAACGGAAACGACCUUUGAAACACCGGAGUCCACAACGACAAUAGAGACAACAUUUGAAACACCGGAAUCCACAACUUCAACGGAAACGACCUUUGAAACACCGGAAUCCACAACGACAAUAGAAACAACAUUUGAAACACCGGAAUCCACAACUUCAACAGAAACAACCUUUGAAACACCGGAAACCACAACCUCAUCGGUUCCUACCAUUACUGACACGACAGCGACAGUGACGAUUACGACACCGGUUACACCUACAGCGACAACACCGACUAAGCCGACCUUCGAGAUAAAACCCACCACAAAGCCCAAAGAAGACACGAUAAUACAGGUGGACGAGCAAUUUGAAGCUAAUGCUGACUGUAAUGAUACCGAGAACAGUUUCCUCCAAGAAGUCGUCAUUGACAACGAUUUCGGAAAGGAUGAUUUUGUUUACGCUCUCCAUAGACUGAAAGCGAGUGAGGAAAGCUUCUGUGUGGUCGAGACGGUUUUCUCGCAAAACUCUAACAUCUCUGCCAAUUCAUCCUGGUAUUACAUGGAUGAAAACGACCUAAUUUACUUGGAGGAGAAGGAGUACCAGAGAGAUGUGCACAUUGGCUAUGGCAUAUUGGUCAUCUUGCCGCUGAUAAGUGUCGACGGCACUGUCAUGUUCGUCAUCCUACUAAGGACUUUUACGGCCGAACCUGCUAAUCCUAUCAUUCAAAUCGCACAAAGCUUCCAGUCGCACAGAGACUGCGGUUGUAUAGGCGACAACGGGGUCGAAGAUUUGGGCAACAGAACGGAUGAUGUGAUGCAUUCUGUGAUACAACACUUCACUGAAAUAUCGUAUUAUAACGCUAGCAACAUGGAUUUGGACUCCCUAACAGACUACAUGCAGAUGUUGGCUGCGGUCCCCGCGUUCGAACGCCAUUUGUCAGAUAUUAUUGUCCUUAAUGUUUUUGAAGAAGAGUGUGAGGAAAAUGAGACAACCACCAUUUCAAGUACAACAGGAACAACUGUACCACUGGUUACAACUACAGUGGCAACUACUACGGAAACCACAAAGAAACCGACGUUCGUGAUAGAGCCAAUCACGAAACCUAAAGAAGAUACGAUAGUACAGGUGGACGAGCAUGCAGAUCCCUAUGCUGACUGUAAUGAUACUGACAGCAGCUUCCUGCAGGAAGUCAUCAUCGAUAACGAGUUCGACAAGGAUGAAUUUGUGCACGCAGUACACAGACUGAAAGCGAGCGACGAAAGCUACUGUGUGGUCGAAACGGUUUUCUCGCAAGACCCUAACAUCUCUGCCAAUUCAUCCUGGUAUUACAUGGAUGAGAACGACCUGAUUUACUUGGAGAAGAAGGAGUACAAUAGAGAUGUGCAUAUUGGCUAUGGUGUAUUGGUGGUCUUACCUUUGAUAAACAUCGAUGGCUCCCUCCAGUUCGUCGUACUAUUCAGGACUUUCACGGCCGAACCCGCCAGUCCUAUCGUUCAAAUUGCACAGAGCUUCCGAUCGCAUAGAGAUUGCGGGUGCAUUGGCGAGGACGAAGUCGAAGGUCUGGGCAAUGGAACGUAUGAUGUGACGAGUUCAGUGAUACAACACUUCACCGAAACAUCAAGCUAUAAUAUCAGCGGAUUGGAUAUAGAGUAUCUCACAGACUACAUCCAGAUGCUGAUCGCGGUCCCUCCCUUUGAGCGUCAUUUGUCAGAGAUUAUUAUCCAUAGAACUCUUGAGGAAGAAUGUAAAGAUAAUGAAACGACCACCAUUUCAACUACAACAGGUAUGUUCUCUUUUUUGUAUAUCAAAUAUGCUGCACUUUUCUUUUCGUCGUUAUCAUACAGAUAUAUAACAUAUGCAAAUACACAUAUUCAUAUUAUUAACACGGGAUUUACCAUAGUAGAAACAUCCAUUGUGCCAUCUAUAACAUCUACAUCAUUAGCAGAAAUAACAUCAGAAGCUUUAUCAGGAACUCCUACAAUACAAACUACAAAGCCACGUAUUACUACAACACUAGGACCUACAACUACGAUAUUUACAACUGAGACACCAGAACCUACAGUCACUGAAGUUACUACAACACCGGAAACCACAAUCAUUGAAGUUACUACAACACUGGGACCUACAGUCACUGAAGUUACUACAACACCUGAACCUACAGUCACUGAAGUUACUACAACACCGGAAACCACAAUCACUGAAGUUACUACAACACUGGAACCUACAGUCACUGAAGUUACUACAACACCUGAACCUACAGUCACUGAAGUUACUACAACACCAGAAACCACAGUUACUGAAGUUAUUACAACACUGGAACCUACAGUCACUGAAGUUACUACAACACCGGAAACCACAGUUACUGAAGUUACUACAACACUGGAACCUACAGUCACUGAAGUUACUACAACACCGGAAACCACAAUCACUGAAGUUACUACAACACCGGAAACCACAGUUACUGAAGUUACUACAACACUGGAACCUACAGUCACUGAAGUUACUACAACACCGGAACCUACAGUCACUGAAGUUACUACAACACCUGAACCUACAGUCACUGAAGUUACUACAACACCGGAACCUACAGUCACUGAAGUUACUACAACACCUGAACCUACAGUCACUGAAGUUACUACAACACCGGAAACCACAAUCACUGAAGUUACUACAACACCGGAACCUACAGUCACUGAAGUUACUACAACACCGGAAACCACAAUCACUGAAGUUACUACAACACCGGAACCUACAGUCACUGAAGUUACUACAACACCGGAACCCACAGUUACUGAAGUUACUACAACACCGGAAACCACAAUCACUGAAGUUACUACAACACCGGAACCCACAGUUACUGAAGUUACUACAACACCGGAACCCACAGUUACUGAAGUUACUACAACACCGGAACCCACAGUUACUGAAGUUACUACAACACCGGAACCUACAGUCACUGAAGUUACUACAACACCGGAACCUACAGUCACUGAAAUUACUACAACACCGGAACCUACAGUCACUGAAGUUACUACAACACCGGAACCCACAGUUACUGAAGUUACUACAACACCGGAACCUACAGUCACUGAAGUGACUACAACACCGGAACCUACAGUCACUGAAGUUACUACAACACCGGAACCUACAGUCACUGAAGUUACUACAACACCGGAACCUACAGUCCAUGAAGUUACUACAACACCGGAACCUACAGUCACUGAAGUUACUACAACAUCGGAAAUCACAACUGCUACUGCACCGCCCGACGUUAUCGUCCCUAUUGAAGAGGGAAAGGGCGAUGGGAUCAUUCAGAUAUCAUCGAAUGUAAACAUGACCUGUGACGACGUUGAGCCAGAGGACUUCGUUCAGGAUGUUGCCAUUGAAAACAAAUACGAGAAGGAUGACUUUGAAAUGGCCCUACACAGACUGAAGCGAAGCGAAGACAGUUAUUGCGCAGUGCAAGCUGUACUUUGCCAAGAUCCUAACAACACGAUGAAUUCUUCUUGGUACUACAUGGACGAUGAAGGUCUAAUCCGAAUGGAAAAUGGGGAGAAGUACCAGGCAGAUGUUCAUAUCACCCAAGGACUCUUGAUGAUUCUGCCUUUAAUCGACAGCGAUGGUAACCUUAAUAUCGUCAUACUAAUCAGAACCUUUAACGAUGAGCCUGCGAGUCCAAUCGUCCAGAUCAGUCAGACAUAUGCGGAUCACAAUAAGUGCCAUUGCAAAAAUAGAGAGACUUUUAAGUCUUCUAGCAAGGUUGCUGAUGACGUAUCGUUCCACAUUGCACAACAUUUUCAGGAAAGUUCUACAAGCUUAUUAAAACCAAGACGAUCCCUUAGAAAUGUAGUGAUUGACCCUACGACGGAGUUCAUCAACAUGCUCAAUGCUGUGCCGCCCUUCCAACGUACAGUAAGAGACCUCAUAAUCGUGGAAGAGCUUGAAUGCAAUGAAACGACAACAGAGCCUCCCACAGAAUCAUCAACAUCAACGGAACUGACAACCCCAGCGAGCGUCUCUUUACCGCUGGAUACAUCAACGCCCUCAGAAAUAACAACAACGGUAUUGCCUCUCUCCUCAACUUUUACAUUCGCGUCCAACACAAUGGAAAUCACUACGACACCAGGUAACUUAAUUUCUAGUUGUGAAGUAGCAUGGCAAUUCUAAAACUGGAUUAUUAACAACUAAGGAUUUACAAUGGAUCCAAAUGAAAUAAAAUCAACUGAAGAAAUGAAAGAAAAUAAGAAUCAACAUUAAAUUAUCCUUUACAUUUCAGAUUUUUUCGCAUAUUUUCGUUUACAUCUUUUAUUUAGAUUAAGGAUAUUAUGGGAAUUAAAGAUUUUUCAUAUCAGUUCCCUUUUAAAUAUAUGCUUGUGUGAGCGAGUGAGUGAGUACGUGUUUGUGUGUGUGUGCGUGUGUGUGUGUGUGUGUGUGUGUGUGUGUGUGUGUGUGUGUGUGUGUGUGUGUGUGUGUGU